AUGGCUCAGUUGCUCUCUCCUGUUUGCACAGACGCCAUCAAACUCCAAACUCCGAUUCUUCUAAGCCCAUGGCGCUCCUUUGCUAAGCCUAGCGGUUCUUGCGGCGCGAUUGCCCGCGGCGCUGGGAGACGGAACUGUGGCAGUUUGAAGGUCACAGCAAGGGAUUCGGCAUCAACAGAGGCCGUUGCCGAUGAUUAUUAUGCUGUUUUGGGACUGCUUCCAGAUGCGACCCCGGAACAGAUCAAGAAGGCGUAUUAUAAUUGCAUGAAAGAGUGCCAUCCAGACUUGAGUGGCGAUGAUCCAGACACCACCAAUUUCUGCAUGUUCAUUAAUGAAGUCUAUGAGGUGCUUAGUGAUCCAGUUCAGCGGAUGGUUUAUGAUGAAAUUCAUGGAUAUGCUUUGACUGCAAUCAACCCUUUUUUCGAUGAUUCAAGCACAAAGGAUCUUGCGUUUGUUGAUGAAUUCAGCUGUAUUGGCUGCAAAAGUUGUGCCAAUGUGGCCCCGGACGUCUUCGGGAUUGAAGAAGAUUUCGGACGAGCUCGUGUGUACAGCCAGUGUGGGAAUCGACAACAAGUUCAAGAAGCAAUUGAAAGUUGUCCAGUCGAUUGCAUCCAUUGGACUUCAGCUGCGCAGUUAUCUCUGCUCGAAGAUGAAAUGCGUCGGGUCGAAAGAGUGAAUGUUGCGUUUAUGCUCUCUGGAAUGGGAUCAUCAGCUGUAGAUGUUUUUAGACUGGCAAGUUCCCGAUGGGAAAAGCGGCAAUCAAAAGUCUUGGAACAAGCAAAAGUGAGGAUGACGAAGAAGAAGAGUUCCGACAGCGAUGAUUCAUACUGGAGCAAUCUUUGGGGGAGCCCUAAAGAUCAAAGAAAUUCAGAGGAGGAAAAGAACGAACGGGCAAAGCGAGCUGCAGCUGCUGCUCGACGAUGGAGAGAGUACUCUCGACGGGGCGUUGACAAGCCUCCGACGUUCAAACUUCCCGAGUCAAUCUCCAGCAACGACAAUUGACCUGCAAUGAAACUAAAAACAAAAAUCAACCAUGAUCGAUCGAGCAGCUUCUCGACCUUAAGAGUCACGAUUUUAAAUCUCGUCUCAUGUAAUUAUUAUAAGAACGUUCAUCGAUAAACCGAUUAAUGUAGCGGGUUGGGAUAUAUUUAUUUUCUUCUUUGCGUUGACAAUAUGUACAUUCAUAUGUUGAUGUCCUGCUUGU
This is a messenger RNA of Cucurbita moschata (crookneck pumpkin), 1204 nucleotides long. Its product is annotated as chaperone protein dnaJ C76, chloroplastic. The record is from RefSeq and is a predicted model, not a curated record. Bases 1 to 1002 code for a protein of 333 amino acids. The transcript has 10 exons. Gene Ontology annotation, molecular function: electron transfer activity; iron ion binding. NCBI's taxonomy places the organism in Eukaryota, Viridiplantae, Streptophyta, Magnoliopsida, Cucurbitales, Cucurbitaceae.